Lolium rigidum is the source of this 3202-nucleotide messenger RNA. RefSeq names its product G-type lectin S-receptor-like serine/threonine-protein kinase At1g34300. NCBI's taxonomy places the organism in Eukaryota, Viridiplantae, Streptophyta, Magnoliopsida, Poales, Poaceae. Gene Ontology annotation, biological process: protein phosphorylation; recognition of pollen. The transcript has a single exon. Bases 225 to 2804 code for a protein of 859 amino acids. The record is from RefSeq and is a predicted model, not a curated record. Gene Ontology annotation, molecular function: ATP binding; protein serine/threonine kinase activity.
CUACUUCCUUCUCCCUUCCUUCAACCCUCGUGCUCAUCCCCUUCCCUGCCUGCUUCUCCCUCUUCCCACUAGCUAGCUACGGUCAAGUCCCAAAUCACAUCCUCAAUUACCACUACAAGCUCCAAUCAAUCGACCGAACAAGAGACAAGCCGCCAUGAGAAGAGGGGAAGCCGAGCUACACAGCCGCCGCUAGCUUAUUCCACCAGGAAUCCGUGCCAAGAAACAUGCCGUCUCUCCGGGGAUGUGAUCUUGCUCUCCUCCUCUGCGGCUGCUUCUUGCUCCUCCCUUUCCUCUCCCAUGGCGCCGACAUGCCCCUGGGCAGCUCGCUCACGCCGGGUAACUCGUCGCCUUGGUUGUCGCCCAACUCCACCUUCUCCCUCGCCUUCGGCCCGUCCCCGUCCUCCCCGUCCCUCUCCGUCGCCUCGGUCUCCUACGCCGGCGGCGUCCCCAUCUGGUCGGCCGGCGCCGGCGCGGCCGUCGACUCCGGUGGCUCGCUCCGCCUCUCCUCCACCGGCGACCUGCAGCUGCUCAACGGCUCCUCAAACACCGUGCUCUGGUCCUCCAACACCGCCAACCAGGGCGUCACCGCCGCGGCCGUCCAGGAGAGCGGCAACCUCAUCCUCAAGAACUCCUCGGGCGGCGCCGUCUGGCAGUCCUUCGACCACCCCACGGACACCGUCGUCAUGUCCCAGACCUUCGCCUCCGGCCUGAACCUCACCUCCGGCGACUACCUCUUCACCCUCGACCGGGCCUCGGGCAACCUCACGCUCCGCUGGGCCCGGCGCGCCGCCGCCACCAUCACCUACUUCAACCGCGGCUACAACUCCUCCUUCACCGCCAACCGCACGCUCAGCUCCCCCGCGCUCACCAUGCAGACCAACGGCAUCGUCUCCAUCGCCGACGGCACGCUCGCCACCCCCGUCGUCGUCGCCUACAGCAGCAACUACGGCGAGAGCGGCGACAUGCUGCGCUUCGUGCGCCUCGACUCCGACGGCAACUUCCGCGCCUACAGCGCGGCGCGCGGCAGCGGCACGGCGGCGGAGCAGUGGUCCGCGGUCGCGGACCAGUGCCAGGUGUUCGGCUACUGCGGCAACAUGGGCGUGUGCGGCUACAACGGCACGGCGCCCGUCUGCGGCUGCCCCUCGCAGAACUUCCAGCCCAGCAACCCGUCCAACCCGCGAGAAGGGUGCACGCGCAAGGUCGACCUCGCCAACUGCCCCGGCAACUCCACCAUGCUCGAGCUCGACAACACGCAGUUCCUCACCUACACGCCCGAGAUCAACACGGAGCAGUUCUUCGUCGGCAUCACCGCAUGCCGCCUCAACUGCCUCUCGGGGACCUCCUGCGUCGCCUCCACCGCGCUCGCCGACGGGUCCGGCCUCUGCUUCCUCAAGGUCUCCACCUUCGUCAGCGCCUACCAGUCCGCCUCGCUCCCGAGCACCUCCUUCGUCAAGGUCUGCUUCCCCGGCGUGCCCAACCCGCCCCUCGGCGGCGCGGGCAGCGGCUCCUCGUCGUCGCGCAACUCGGGCCUCCGGUCCUGGGUCGUCGUCCUGGUCGUCCUCGGCGUGGUGUCCGGGCUGGUGCUCGCCGAGUGGGUGCUCUGGUGGGUGCUGUGCCGGAACAGCCCCAAGUACGGCGCGGCGUCGGCGCAGUACGCGCUGCUGGAGUACGCGUCCGGCGCGCCGGUGCAGUUCUCCUACCGCGAGCUGCAGCGCUCCACCAAGGGCUUCAAGGAGAAGCUGGGCGCCGGCGGCUUCGGCGCCGUGUACCGCGGCGUGCUGGCCAACCGCACCGUGGUGGCGGUGAAGCAGCUGGAGGGGAUCGAGCAGGGGGAGAAGCAGUUCCGGAUGGAGGUGGCCACCAUCAGCAGCACGCACCACCUCAACCUCGUCCGCCUCAUCGGCUUCUGCUCCGAGGGCCGCCACCGCCUGCUCGUCUACGAGUUCAUGAAGAACGGCUCCCUCGACUCCUUCCUCUUCACCACGGCCACCGGCGGCGACAACACCAACGCCAAGGCCAUGCCCUGGUCCACGCGCUUCGCCGUCGCCGUCGGCACGGCGCGCGGCAUCACGUACCUGCACGAGGAGUGCCGCGACUGCAUCGUGCACUGCGACAUCAAGCCGGAGAACAUCCUGCUGGACGAGCACCACAACGCCAAGGUCUCCGACUUCGGCCUCGCCAAGCUCAUCAACCCCAAGGACCACCGCCACCGCACGCUCACCAGCGUGCGCGGCACGCGAGGCUACCUGGCGCCGGAGUGGCUCGCCAACCUGCCCAUCACAGUCAAGUCCGACGUCUACAGCUACGGGAUGGUCCUGCUGGAGACCAUCGGCGGCCGCCGCAACUUCGACAUCGCCGACGACACCAACCGCAAGAAGUUCUCCGUCUGGGCCUACGAGGAGUACGAGCGGGGGAACGUGGCCGGCAUCCUCGACAGGCGGCUCGCCGGGGACGCGGACAUGGCCCAGGUGGAGCGCGCGCUGCAGGUCAGCUUCUGGUGCAUCCAGGAGCAGCCGUCGCAGCGGCCCACCAUGGGGAAGGUGGUGCAGAUGCUGGAGGGGGUCAUGGAGCUCGAGAGGCCGCCGCCGCCAAAGUCAUCCGACAGUUUCCUCACCGUCACCACGGCCACCAGCGGCGUCAGCAGCAGCAUGGCGUCCACGUUCGCCUCGUCGUCGGCGCCGGCGCCGCCUGUGCCGUCGCCGAAUCUGGAGCAGGAGAUCGCCGUGGGGCGAUCGGCGUCCGCCAGGAACCGCGAGAUCGCGUCGCUCCCGCUGCGCUCGUCGGAGCCGUACAUGACAAUGUAAAGAAUUGCCUGUGCCCAUCUUCUCCUGUUCCUGUUCUGAAGAACAUCAAAAAUGAGGCGGCAAAACGAUAGAAAAUGAUUUGCUUCUGUGAUCCGUUCGAAGAGAAGCUGCACAGAUCAUUGAGCGAUUAGGGAAUUCAUAGGCUGCUCCAUUGUCUGGCUGGUUCUGUUCUAGUGGAGCAUGGAAGCUGCCUCACUAAAAAUUACCAAGUGUUCUUCACGGCCUACGAGAUUUUCAGACACAUACUAGUAGUACUUCAGAAGUAUGGAUGUGGGUGACGAGCCAAAUAGCCGCAAUUUGUAAGUAACAGGAUUAGAUUAAAAAGUUUGAUUCCUCGGAAUCAUUGUAAUUUGUACAAAUAAUUCAAACCGAUUCUGUUCUGAGUUUCAGAUGUAGAA